GCCAAAAAUCGAUCGUUUCUGCGCGAAUCAGAUACGUGAAAAGCCCCUUGAUCGUCAUCCUCCAUUACGGGAAAAAUAGUUUUUUCGCUUGCUCCGCGGGGCCCCAAACGUGCAAAAAUUGUGAAAUACGAUGGUUGAUUUCGAUCUAAAUGUGGACAGCUUGAUUAAGCGCCUCCUGGAAGUUCGAGGAUGCCGCCCAGGAAAAUCAGUGUUAAUGACAGAGGCAGAAGUACGGGGCUUAUGUCUAAAAUCCCGUGAAAUAUUUCUGCAGCAACCCAUUUUGCUGGAACUGGAAGCUCCACUGAAAAUAUGUGGAGACAUUCAUGGUCAAUACACAGAUAUGCUGAGAUUAUUUGAAUAUGGAGGUUUUCCACCAGAGGCGAAUUAUCUCUUCCUCGGCGAUUAUGUUGACAGAGGAAAACAAUCACUUGAAACAAUUUGCUUGUUGCUCGCCUACAAAAUUAAAUACCCAGAGAAUUUCUUCUUGCUCCGUGGCAAUCACGAGUGUGCCAGCAUCAAUAGGAUUUACGGAUUUUAUGAUGAAUGUAAACGGCGAUAUAAUGUGAAAUUGUGGAAGACCUUCACUGAUUGCUUCAAUUGCCUCCCCAUUGCUGCAAUAAUUGAUGAGAAAAUCUUCUGCUGUCAUGGUGGACUGAGUCCAGACCUUCAAGGCAUGGAGCAGAUUCGGAGGAUUAUGAGGCCCACCGAUGUACCCGACACAGGACUCCUUUGUGAUCUACUCUGGAGUGAUCCCGAUAAAGAUGUUCAAGGUUGGGGUGAGAAUGAUCGCGGAGUGAGCUUUACAUUUGGUGCGGAUAUUGUGACAAAAUUCUUGGGUCGACAUGAUUUGGAUCUAAUUUGUCGUGCCCAUCAAGUCGUAGAAGAUGGCUACGAGUUCUUUGCAAAGCGACAACUCGUCACACUUUUCUCUGCACCCAAUUAUUGCGGAGAAUUUGACAAUGCUGGUGGCAUGAUGUCUGUAGAUGAUCAACUAAUGUGUUCAUUCCAGAUUCUGAAGCCGGGUGAGAAGAAGGCGAAAUAUCAGUACAGUGGAAUGAAUUCGGGAAGACCAUCGACGCCACAGCGUAUACCACCGCCUCCAUCGGUUGCACCAAGCAAGAAGAAAUAAUAUCACAUAGUUCCAUAUUCAUAAUUCAUAUUAAAAUAUUAAUGUUAUACAACAAAAUGAGAAGAAAAAAAAAACAUACUUGCAUCCGUGGAACAUCAUUUGGAAAAAAAAGAUUAGGGUGAAUUCGUGUGCUGAAGGAGACAGAGAGAAAGAAAGAGAGAGAAUGUUUAAGGAACUUGGAAAUUGAAGACAAUGUGAAUGAAGUCUCGGACAUAAAUUGAAAUGACAUAGAAACGUAAUUUUUAGCAAUGACAGAGCUCUCGUCAUUUGUCUAUAAAAUAAAUUUUAUUUAAAUUACGCAUAAAAUAAAAAGAAAUAAAAUAAAGAAAACGUAGUCAAUCGGACAUACCUUCGGCAAAAAAGUUAAAUUGAAUGAAAAACCAAUGCGGUGAUUGGGUGAAAGAAGCUUUAUUUUUCCCAGGUAAACAUUAUAAUGAAAACUCAUAACAAGCAACAUCACUUUAUAUAGCAUUAAUUUGCAAGCUAAGGAGAAAAAGCACAGGAAUGUAAGAACAAAAAAAGUGAAUGAAAAUCGCGAAAGCUCUGAAAAUGUGUUAAAAAAGUGUGCAGUGCAUAUUAAAUAUUACCAUCGCAUCAGACAGGAUGAAGAAAUUGUAUGAAGAUGUAUUUGGAAUGAAAACACUCGAUGGAAGAAUGAAAAGAAAAAAAAAACUUCAUUGAACAUUUUUUGAAAAAAAUCUUACUUGUACAUUGAAAUUUUUUCCUACAGUAGACGAUAUUAGAGAGAAGAAAAGAAAAUUAAAAAUCCUCGUAAAUUCGAAGACGUCAUUCAAUUCCUCUUUAUAUACUUUUUUCUUGAUAUAAAAAAAAUUUCACAAUGUUUAAGCCACUUUUCAUAUUGGCAAUUUUUUUCUAAACUACCUAUAGUUUAACAGACUAAUAUUAAAAAAUAAUAAUAAAAAAAAGUAACGAAAAAAAGAAGAAAUUUCAAAGAAAUUAAUAUUCUUGAUGACAAGUGUUUAAACAAAAAAAAACUAUAUUUAAAGAAAAUAUUGUAGCAAACAGAGAAAAUUUUCAAAAUUUUAGUGAAAGUCUCAAAGAUCGAUUCUUUCACGUGAGAUUUUUAGAGUCUAAAGUAUUCAGACUUGACUCUACAUAUUUAUCAUUGCAUAUAGGAGACCUCUAUAGAAGUCUCAAUGAUUGUCUUCCGAAAAUAUGAUUUUGACUCUUACAACCUGGCCAAUUAAUGGUUACUAUAAUUUUUUUUUUUAUAAACUGCAAAUGAAGAUUUUUUGCAAAUGAUUUAAUAUAAAAUUGUGAAAAAUGUCUAAAUGGGAAAAAGAAUUUCUAUAAAUUGAUUAAAAUCAGAAAAUUUUUGGCAAUUAGUCAGAUUUAUUGGCCUUAGGUGAUGUAAUUGGAAUAAUUUUGCAUGAGGCUACUAUAAGUUUCUUAUUGCAAUGCUAAAUAUUAUAUAAUAAAAUCAAUUUAUGUAAUAUAUACAUUAGAAACAAACUUCGAGUAUAUAUCGCCCGGUCAGAAAAAAAUCUAAUGGAAAAUAAAUGAAUUAAACAAAGAAGAAUAAAAUAAAUAUAUUUUAGUGACAAUAUUGAGAUCAAAUCAGAGGAAAAAAGUCUUAAACUGCGUUUAUAUUUCUUUUUUUUUUCUAAUUUAUACUUUAUCAUCGCUUCAGCACACAUAUAGCUGAAAUAUUCCAAAUUUGCAAUUUUAUCACAAACUGUAUUGCUUCUAUAUUCAUUUUUUUUUAAACUUAAAAACUGAUUAAAGGGAGAUGAAGUUAAUGGGGAAAAAAUAAAAAUGUUAAUUGCAGAGAAGAAGUCAUUGAAAUCCACAUAAUUCAUUAAUAUUUAGGCAUUGAUUGUAUUAAUUUUGGCAUCUCUAUUCGUUGGUAUUUUUGAUUUAAAUUAUAGGGGUGAGGGGGGGAGGAAGGAAAAUUAAAUUUGGAACAAAAAACAUUAGAGGGAGAAAAAUUACACCAAAGAAUAUUUUUUGAAAUUCUAUUUCAUCCCUCAACAAAAAAAAAGAAAAACAAAAAAAAGUAACGCGGCCGGACAAUUGAUUUAAUGGGAUAUUACAAAAUGAGUAUUUCAAAAUAAAAUUUUGAGCUUAAUUUGAAGUGACUGAGGGAGAAAAUGAAAAGGAGUUUAUAUGAUUUUAUUUGGAAAAACUUCUCAGUUGAUAAAUUAAUUGGGAUAAACUAACUUUUAGAGAAUAAAGAAUGAUAAAUUAGUAAUGAGUUUUCCUAUUUUAUACUAGGAAUAAUUGGGAAAGGCCAUGAAAGAUUUGCUCAGAAAUGUAAACAGUGACGUCAUCUUUGCAAUCUUUUCUCAGCUGAUUUCAGUUUAUUCCGAUUAUUUUCUCAAGUGAGGGGUAUUUCCAUACGGAAACAAGUAAACUCCUCUAUGUAUUGUUGAUUAAUUUUGGAAUGUAUUUUUAGGUAGAACAACCUUAAAAUCACUUUGUGUUUGUUGUCAUUUUAUAAUUUACAUUUUGAUUAUAUCGAAAUAAUGCAUAGAUUAAUUUAGUAAUACAUAAAUGCUUACUAAAGAAGAAACAAAACAACUACAGAUAUUUCAGUAAUGCAGUCACUGGGAAAGGCCGUUCUUAAAUAUUUUUAAAUAAUAUUUUGUAAAGAAUGAUAUUUUCCAUUGCCUACAUAAUAAUCACUACAAACAUUAUUAUUAUUAUUCUUUUUAGGAUGGACUUUUGUCAGGGUUUUCGCGCUAUUCAUCUUUCUUUUUCUCGUAUGAGUUUUUUUUUCUUCUAAAAUCUAAAUCAAUAUUAUAAGGAUGAGAACACAAAUUUUUUCAAAAUAAAGUUUUCUUCAUCACUUAAUGCAACAUUUUCUUUUCCAAUUGGAGAGAUUAAUAAAUAAAAAAAAUAUUUUGCUCACUUGCUUCAAAAGUACUCACUCACUUGAAGGGGGGAGGCGAAUCUUUAAGAGACUCGCAUGUAAAGAAGUUUCCUUUUCUUUAUCUCCUGUCGAAACUUUGAGAAAAAGAAAGAAAUUCACACCUUUUGAUAGGAAUGAAGAGUAUAAUUGCUUAAUUAUUAAUUUAAUUAUUAAAUUUAAAGAGAAAAAAUGAAUAUGAAUAUAAUUAAGGAAUGAAAAUUUAAGAGAUGGUCCAUAGAGAUAAAAAAAAAUAUUAUACUAAAAGAGGAAACAAAAAAAAAUCUGGAAAAAUUAUGACUAUUUAACAAGAGAGAAAUAAAUAAAUAAAAUCAUAAACUAGUAAA
Messenger RNA from Lutzomyia longipalpis, 4345 nucleotides. RefSeq names its product serine/threonine-protein phosphatase PP1-beta catalytic subunit (gene flw). Lineage: Eukaryota; Metazoa; Arthropoda; Insecta; Diptera; Psychodidae. Gene Ontology annotation, cellular component: nucleus; cytoplasm. The transcript has 6 exons. The record is from RefSeq and is a predicted model, not a curated record. The coding region runs from base 131 to 1129 and encodes 332 amino acids. Gene Ontology annotation, molecular function: protein serine/threonine phosphatase activity.